AUGCGUCAUUCUGGCAGCGAAGCCGGAGACGACACGGGAGGACAGCUGUGCGGGGUCACGGGGAGAGUGCCCCGGCUGCGGGGCGUUUGGUGGGCCAGGGGCCGUGUGCUGCAGGUGGAGGAAGAGGCGGUGCCCCCUCCGACGCCUCUGAAGUGUGGGGCGGGCCCUGGGGAGCGGCACAGCCGGUCCACCUCUCUGGGCAACCCCCGUUUUGUGGUGGCCAGAGAAGCCAAGGGCCUGCGCUGGCGCCCCGUGCGGGUCCUUAAGAAAGCAAAGCUGCAGGGGCCGCCAGAUAAAUUCAAUACCUACGUCACGCUGAAGGUGCAAAAUGUGAAGAGCACGACGGUCGCCGUCCGCGGGGACCUGCCCUGCUGGGAGCAAGACUUCCUCUUCGAGAUCAGCCGCUUGGACCUGGGCCUGAUUGUGGAGGUGUGGAACAAGGGGCUCAUCUGGGACACCAUGGUCGGGACGGCAUGGAUCGCCCUGCAGGCCGUUCGGCAGUCGGACGAGGAAGGGCCCGGCGAGUGGUGCCCGCUGGAGGCGGAGGUCGUGAUGAAGGGCCAGGAGGUCUGCGGCACCAAGACGCCCACGCCGCACAAGAUUCUCUUGGAUGCGAGAUUUGAGCUUCCGUUCGACAUUCCGGAAGAGGAGGCCAAAUACUGGACCAGGAAGCUGAAGCAGAUAAACUCCCUGGAGGAGGAGGAGGAGGAGGAAGAGGAGGAGGAGCGCUCCCUCAGCGAAGACGCCCAGAAGGAACCGCUGCCCACCGCUGCCGCCCAGUGUUCUGCGCGAUGCUUGGAAGCGCUGGCUCGAGAGCGUGCUCUCGUCCAAAGCGUGGCUCGGAGGACCGGAGAAAUGCGGGUCCGGACGCACCACCGCGAUCCAAAAUGCUCGUGUGAGAGGCCGAGCCGGGGGCGGGAGCUGAAAUCCAGCAGGGCCCAGGGGGCCGCGCUGGCUGGCUGGAGCGAGAGCAGGGAGUGCCUGGCGGCCGACUGGAUUCCCGGGCACGUGCCCAUGCUGAAUAUCGGAAAAGCAGAUUUGGAGAAGCGGCUCAAAAGCAGGCGCGCCCCAGCAAAGCGGCAGCGGACCCUCUGCGUGAUGGCAGACGCCCCGUGCCGCGUGCAAAUGCUUCGGCAAAAGAAGCGCCUCUCGUCCCGCCCGCUCCUCCGAUGCGGCAUGGCAUGUGAGGGUGAGCCGGGAGGCAGCUGUCCCGGGGCCAAGCAGGUUGCUCUUCCCACGGCCCCGGUCCCACGCAGGCCGGGGCUCACGGGGCAGCAGCAGCAGCUGGGGGGCAGCCCCGAAGCGGAGGUGGCCGGCGGCCACGUCCAGCUGCAUUUCCAGUUUGCCCCACAGCAGGCCGCCUCGCCGUGGUGGGAGCCAGGUGGCCUGGAGGCCCGCUCGGACGUGCGCGUAGCCCAUGUCAAAGCCACCGCCACCGCCACGGAGCUCCAGCGGUGUGGCCAGAGGGGGCCGGGCCCCGCUGCGCUGGGAGGAAGCUUGGGCCUGGCCGCCCAGCCUUCCUCGCAGGGCCCUUUCCCACCUCGUUCGGGGGCAGAGUCCCCUGAACGGCCCAGAGGUGCCCUGGGGAGCGGCAAGCAGCUUGGGAGCACGGCUCUGGCCCGGUGCGGGGGAAAGCCCGGCCUUCCUUCGCCCGCCUGGGAGGCCAGGCAUGGCAGCCGGCCGGGUUGCCUCGAGCGGGGCGUGUGGGCAGCGUGUCCCGCCGUGGCCGGAGGCCUGGAGGGGCGUCUGCGCGCUUCCUCGCACCUGUGGGUCGAGGCUGAGGGCCGCAUUCUGCCCGGUCCCUUGCUGUCUGCGCAGGAGUGCUGGGCCUUGGCAUCCUGCGGAGUGGGAGCUCUUGCCGCUUCCAGCGUGGACAGUGGAACUUCUCCUGAGGAGCCCAUCCGAGCCUGCGAAGACCGCGAGAGCCCUGCGGACGACCGGGACAGCGACUGCCGCAGCGAGGCCAGCAGCGGGGCGCCCCCUCCGCCCCGCCCCGCCGCCGCGCAGCCCCGGGCCUCGGCGCUCCCGUUCCCGGCGGCCUCCCGCCUGCAGCAGCAGGGCGUCCGCCGAGGCGCCUACGAGGAGCCCGUUCAGGGCUGCGAUCCGGCCUGCCGCGAGAGGACGGCCAUCAGAAGAUGCGAUAGCUUAGACUCCACCGUGAGUGGCCGGACUGACCUGGACUCUUCCUCGCGGUCUAGUCGCGUGACGAGCCGCCAGCUGUCCCUGGAAAGCCGGCACUCGCUGGAGUGGUCGGAUAGCUCUUUUUUCACCCACCUUGCUCUUUCCUUUUUCUCUUUGCCCUUCUGUCCUUUUCACACUUUUUUCUCCGCAUGUAUCAGACAAGGACCUUUAGUUAGCGAUGGAAGAGUCAGAAUCAUUCCGUUUGAGUAUGAUCUUGGCCGAGGAGAGUCUGAUGAGGACUGUGAGGAAUUAGGCAAGCAAUUAAUAGAAGAAUUCUUGGAACAAAGUCAUAGGACGAGAACGUGGCAGGAGCGGAAGAGCUCCGGGCUCUGCGCACAGCAGCGCUUGGGCCACCACGACCGAUCGAGGGUCGCCCGGAAGCUUUGCACAGAAACGGGGAAUGUGGGCGUCCCCUGCUAUCCAGAGGAAUAUGACACAAUCGAUCGGAGAAGGAAAAAGAAGCUAAGGUACAACAACUUCGAAGAGUGCGAACUCACAAGGCCACACAGCAGAGGAAACCUGCAGCCGCCCCGCGAGACCGUCGGUUCUUCAGAUGCCAUUCAGACAAGAAUGGGACAUAAUAUUUGUCCCGAUUAUGAAGAAACGGAGAGACGCAGGAACGGUGGCAUGGGAAGCGAAGAAUGCUUCGUGGCGUGUCCGUUCUUGCGUCCUUACAAGGAUGGCUUUGUCGUCAAGAGUGGCUCGUUGCUGGUGGGCCAACAGGCGGCCCGUGCCGCCAGAUCCGCUCCCUUUGGAGGUGACGGAGGGAUGCGCCCAGUACCUCCGCCGGGCGUUCUGGAGGAGUUCGACAGCAGCGCCUCCGAGGACCUCCAGUGCUCUCCCGCUUCAGACAAUGACGACACGGAGAUCGUGCUGUUCUCCCAGGCCUGGCGCGAGUCGCGCGCUUGCCGGGCCGGGGGCACCCCUCCCGGAAGUGCCGUGCCCCUGUUCCCGAGGGAGAAGACUCUGCCCCGGCUGCAGGGCCAGCCCAGGCUGGAUGCGGCGCUCUCCCCCGUCGAGGAGCCGGCCGAGGAGUACGUGGACGCAAUGGGAGAGCUGCAGUGCCUGGUGGAGACCGUCUCUGAGUACUUAGCGGAGAAGGAGGAGGAGAUCAGCAAGUUUGGCUCCCUCCCCAAAAGUGAGAGGGCGGCCGAGGGCUCGCCCCCGAGGCAGGCCGGGUCCGAGAGGCAGGUGGAGGAGCGUGGCCCUUCGGAGGCGACCACAGAGGGCAGCGGGGAUGGCAAAGGUGUGCCGGAGGCCCUGCCGGGGUUGCUUGGCGUCAGGAGCACCGUGAGCUCCUUCUUCGGCUCGCUCACUGAAAAGGUGGGCUCGGGCACGAAGAAUUUAGCCUCCUCCGUCGAGAAGCUUGUGUCCUCCGCUCCAGAGAAACCGGACGCCCUGGGCCAGCCUGAGGAAGGCACAGCAAAUCAGUUCUCAGGCAGCCCCAGGCCAGAUAGCGUCUUGCUGGAAGGAAAGGCAGAAAGCACACCUGGCGCGACAUCCUCUUCCUCGGCCCAGAAUCGCUCUGCAAGAGGAGCCGGCCCGGCCGCCCCAGAGGGCACCGGCCGUGAGGACAAGGCUGCCGCUGCCCCCACCGCCCAGGAUCCUUCGGCCACCAGUGCGCAAAGGCAGUCCUCCUUUCAGAAUCCAGCUUCGGUUGUGAACUCGGUCUUGGGCAUGUUCAACCCAUUAAACGUCUUCUCUGAAAAAGAAGCGCCACAGAGAGAGAGCUCAAAGUCCGAGGGCUCCAUUAAGCCCGAGGCCUCGCCCGCCGGUGUUUGCGAAGGCCAAGCAGGCGAGAAGCCGCAUGAAGACGGCCCAAAAUCUGCAAAUGCAGCUCCUGAACUGAGCAAGAGCGAGGCGGAAGCCGGCCCAAGCAGCGGUGCCGUGUCCUCAAUCUUUGGUAAAUUGUCAAGCUCAGUCAGUUCUUUUAGCCUGAAAGCCAGUUUUGAGAGCUUGGCAGUUCCCAAACAGUCUGCUGGGCCACCGAAGGCUCCCCUUGUGCCUCCCAUCUCAAAGCAGCCCGAUAAAAUUGUUGAACAGCGUCCCGAAAUCCAGCCCCAUCCCGCGAGAAAGCCAACGGAAAACAGGCCAAGUGGCGGGCCCAAGGGGGCUGACGCACAGCCACCAGACGCGGGGGAAUCAUUUCCUAGCUUCUUUAGUCCACUAAAGAAAUCUUUUAGCCAGUUGCUGAUUCCUUCCACUCCUGAAUCUGCUCCAAAAGAGGGGCAGCAGGCAGGCCUGGGAAGAAGCCACCAGUCUGAAGACGACGUCCGGACAGCCUCCUCCACAGACACGGAGAGCAGUUUCUCCCUUGCUCACAAGCUCCAGAUUCCCUUUUUGAGCAGCUUUAGCCUUGCAGACAGACGGCAGGAGAGCAAAGAAAAGGGAGGCGUUUUCACCUCGUUCCUGAAAGUUGCUUCUGCUGAAAACGUGGCAGCUUCGAAAGAUCAACCUGGCAGGCCGAGCUUUGCGGACAGACCGCUCGAUGCUGACGAGGGGCACAAAAGCAGCCACCCGGGGGCGAUCGGGACCAGCUCGCCAAAGCCUCCUCCAGUUCCAGAAGGGCCUUCGAGCCAGGAGGCGCCGAAGAAGGAAAGGGAUGCUGCUGGCGUUAAUGGCUCGUGUGUGCCAGGAAGUGGAAAUAAAACUGCAGUUGCUUUAGACUCUUCAAAGGUUAUGCACACAGAACACGGACCCGAUCGCCUGAGCGCCAGUGAGGAGGCCAAGGAUGGGGGUGCCGAGGCAGCGGCCACGCCGCAAGCGCCUGGCUUGAAUGCUAAGGCAGAAGAAGCUGGGCCUGCUAGCGGCAUCAAGGAGGACAAGAUGGUGGACCCAACUCAGAAGAAGGCCACGCCGCAAGGCCUGCUUUCGGGACUUUUUCGGCAGUCUUCCUCUGACCGUCUGGCCCACGUUAAACAUGAAGCAGAUGAUCAAAAGAGCAGCACGCCUGGCCUGCUUUCUGGAUUGUUCAAAUUUUCUUCGAGUGAAAAUGUGUCUGAAUGCAAGCCAGAUAAAACGAAAACACACUCUCUUGGCAGCAUAAUGAGGAUCUUUGAAAGGGGUGAGGAGACCGUUUCUGGUGACAAAUCUGGUGGCUCCGAAGAGUCUCCCAGGCCCCAGGCAAGCGCUGGGGAGAAACAGGAGACCGGUGGCUUCCUAAGGAACCUAAUGCUUAAGCCAAAAGAAAAAGUAGAGGAGAAGGCGGUGGAGGCCUCUGGCCGGCCGAACGACCACGGGCCCAGCACCGACGGCAGGCUCAGCGAGCAUGUCCCUUUCCACCGGCGCUCCGUCUCCCAGAAUUUCCUGAGUUCCCAGUCAAACGUACAAGACUUAUCAGGGAGACCAACCCUGUAUAGACGAGAAACAGAUUCCAACAUUUAUCAAACUGCUCUCAGUGAAAGAGCCAGUGAAUCGCUCAGUUCUUCUUCCCUCGCCGCUAAGCUGUAUGGCCCGCCGCAUGCUUUUGAGGAGAGCAGGAGCCAUUCCAGCUUUGAUUGGGACUAUGGCGCCGGAGGAUUCUCCCCGCAUCCCUUCCAGGUUUCCUUGCCAGUGUACUAUGUCUUAAACCAGAACUCCACCCGACUGGCUGAAUUUCUGGACUGGCCAGAAUCCAGUGACACAGUGAUGAAUUUGUGUAAAAAAGAUGGAAACGCAAAUGUGAUCAGCUGGAAGUCGGAUGCAAAUUUCGAUGCACACAGCACAGAUUUAAGCGUCACGUCGUAUGAUUCAUUUGAUCAACUACACUUCCAAGAUUUAUGCCCAGAGGAAAACGAGCUGUGGGCUCCUCAGCUGAACGGAGACCUUUCUCCCUUUGAAUGCAGCUACGCUUUGGAAGAGAUGCCCAUGGACCUGAGCUAUUCAUCUGCUUGCGACGGGAAUGUGUGGGCCCUGAUUGACCACGACACCCUGAGUGUGGACGGAAGCCUUCUUGGCUCGUCGUACAGCCAGGAGUACCAGGACUGGCUGAUGCUGCUUCAGCAUGGCAUGUGGUGGCCGUCCGAGGACGGCGACUGCGGGCACUACCUGUACAGCGAUGGUCAGUACGUCUAUUCGCUCCUCACGGACCCCACUGGACAGUACGUGUACGUGUGCGCUCCAGACACACCCGCUCACCCAGACUAUUGGGACCACAACUGCCUCAUCUUGGAAGACAGCCCGAUUGCCGUCUGCGGCUUCAAAGUUCCUCUUGAUAAUGAAGACGAGUUGUUCUGGUUUGCCGAAGAGGAGCAGCUGGAUAAUUACUCUGUAAGCAAGCCACUGGAUUUGUCUGUCGCUCUGCAAAGGAGCGAUCAGCUUAUGAACAUGAACUUGGAGACCUUCUCACAAAUGUUUGAGGAGUCCAUUUAUUCCCAGCGAGAGCAGCCUUUGGACUUUUCGGGGUACAGGCUUCAAAAACUCAAGGUCGACCUCAGACCUGAGAGAGAGCCAGAGUGGCACUCGGGAGAGCCCCCGCUGACCCUGGACCUGAGGGUGCCCUCCAGAGCAUCGUCUGCGGGCAGGUCGAGGGAGGACGUCCAGCCCACGCAGCCCGACAGAGCCCCUGCUGCAGCGCUCCGUGAAAGCAGGUCGUUGGGGCAGCUGGACCCCCAGACCUUCCCCGCAUCUCCUAAGCCUGACCUUCCGUUAGGACCUCAAAGCGCAACAGAAAUCAAAACAUCUGAAGAUAAAAAGCCACCAGUGAACAAAGUCACGUCUUUGUUUUCUGCUUUGGGUGGCUUGAUUGGAAAGGGUUCGGAUGGGCACAAGCCUCCAGAAGAUGAGGCUACAAAGAAGGUCGACACUUGCCCGGAAGUGCUGGGACACAGAAAUGAAGCUCUUUCGGCAACACCCCCUAGGAAAAUGGGGGCGGAUGCUCAGAACUCUCAGCACAUGUUUGCUGAGCGCAAAUCAGUGGUAAAAGAUUCAGACGGGUUCGGUCAGUUAGACUCUGUUGGGAAAGAAAAGCCGGUGAUUUCUCCAAGUGCUCCCCAGAAAGGGGUGCCACUGGCCAAGUCUCCCCCUCUGCUGAGCCAGGGCCCCGCUCCGAGCCGUGCUGCCCAGCUGAGCGAACGUGCCGAGCCGGCUCCCCCCGCAGGGCAGCAGGGGCCCCGGGCGGGCGUGGAGCAGCCCAGGAGAAGCCCGCCAGUCCCCAGCCAGUCGUCCUCAGAGGCCGAGGGCACGUUGUUCAAAAGCGCCCUGAAGAUGUUCAGCCUGGGAGAAGACUCCUCCACAGCCGCGGCAUCGGGUAAAAGCCAAGCUUCCGGAUUCUUUGAUUUCUUCAAAACACAGGUAAACAAAGCACCCGAGGCAUCGCCGUCGCCGCAGCCAAAUUUGGUGAAAGAUGAAAGGCAGAAGGAGGCGUCUCAGGAGAAGGCGGAGCCCGCAAGCAUCUCAUCCUUCUUUGGCUCCCUGGGGGAUCUUUUCAAGGCUGACGCAGCACCUUCCCCGCCAAAGGGGGGCGCCGCCGUCCCACCAAAGAGUGGGAGCCAGACCUCCUUGGGAACCCAGGAGAGAACCGACCCACAUGGCAGAGGGAGCGCGAAGAGCGCCGCGCCUGCUUCACGAGCCCCGGGGCUGCAGGCUGGUGCAGAAGCUGGCAAGACGCCCGGAGCUCCUGAUGAGGAGCCGCGCGGGAAAACGGGCAGGGGCCCUGCGGAAGCGAAGGCAAGCCCCCUCGGCAGUGCAGAGCACACGCCCCCCGUGCAUGCCCGGGAGAAACCCUCGGCGCGGCGUCCUGCUGGAACGGCUGCUCCUUCAGGAAAGCCAGCCGGGAGCCGCGCGGGAGCCGUGCCUGAGCAGACGCGGCUGGGCAAGGCCGACCAGCCUCCCCGGGAGACUGGCUUCGGCCUGCCCUUGGGCUUCCUACGGGCUGCCCCUUCCAAGCCUCAGCCCGCACAGCAGCCAUCCAGCCGGGGCAUCCUCUCUUUCUUCACUGCCUCAGAGAACCCGCCGGCGCCCACCCCUUCUUCGGCAGCUCCUAACGCCAGGCCCCCCGAAGCCGAAGGUCUGUUCAAGAUCCCCUCUUUUCUGUCGGGGGGACCCACUGCAAAGAAGCCCGUGCCGCAAAGUAGCUCCAGCUUCAGCUUUUUCAAUCUGACCUCCUUUUUGGAUGAAAAGCCACCAGCCCCUCCUGAGAAAGGUAGCCGUGCACAGCCGCCUCCGCAGCAGGCGAACAGCCGUGCACAGCCGCCUCCGCAGCAGGCAAAUGUGGCGCCGCCUGUGCAGCAAGGGGUGUCUGUGAACUCCGGCACGGGAGCCGCCAAACAGCAGGGCCUGGCCGAAGAGGAGCCCGUGGCCAGCCUUGGGGAGGCCCCGCGUCCUCAGCCGGAGGGCGAUGGCCAGCAGGGCAAGGACAGUGACGCAGAGGCCCUUCCUGUCCCGCACGUGGUGGAAGGGGAUCCAGAAGCAGCCGGCGAGGGAGAAGCGCCGCCUGGGGAGGGUGCGGGUAGGGAAGAGGGGCCUGUGCGCCCCGAACCCGCCCUCGCCGUGCCUGAGCCGCAGGAGGGCUGCGGGGCCUUGCCCGAGGAGAGCCCCGAGGCCCCGGAACAGCCGCAGGAGGGCCCGGCGGAGCGGGAGGACCUUGCGCCAGCCGCCCAGCAGCAAGCGGCUCCUGCGGGCACAGGGGAGGCGCCGGGAGGCAAGGGGCCCAGCCCGGGUCUCGGCCCGGCCCCUGUGGAGCAGGCGGUGGCGGCCGCGGGGGCCGGAGACGUCCCGCAAGCGUCACUCCCUGAAGGAAGGCCACACGCGCCGCGGGCACAGCUGGCCGAUCACAUGCCCCCCAGAGCCGCUGUGCAGCAGGCUCCGGGGCAGGGACCCCCACCCAAAAUGCCGGCAGCAUCGCGCCCGCGGGAGAAGCCCGGGGAACCCACGGGGGACAAGUCGGUUCUGGAUAGCUCGGUGGAGAUGCUUUCCAGCUUCAUGACGAAGAUGAAGCCCAGUAGCUCUCUGUCCGGCUUCUUCUCCCCCACGCAAGCCCCGGCAGCUCCGGACGUCUCCAGGGCACAGAAGAAAAGCACAUUUUUUGGCUUGUCCUCUCUGCCGAGUGGGCCCACCCCAACCUUUUCCGGCGAUCUUUUUGGCCUGUUCAAAGGGGCGGCGGCAGAGGCUCCUUCAAAGCCGGCAGGGCCGCCCAAGCCUCAGGGCGCUGGCCCCAGAGCCAAGGGGGCCGGGGGGCAGCUCCCGGAGGAAGGCUCCGCAGGGCAGGGCCAGGGCAAGGGAGCCCAACCGCAGGAGGCCCCGGAACCGCGAAAGCCGCCAUCUGGAGGCGAGCUGUUGGGGACAGGCGCCGGCAGUGUCCCGGCACACGGGGACUCCACAGGCCGGGCGGAAGAGGGCUCGGCAGAAGGCUCCGUGGCGAGGGCGGACAUCGACGCGCACGAAGAACCGGCUCCCGGUCAAGAGCCGCCAGCGCAUUCUCCAGAAACAGCCGUCCUUGGUGCAGCGCAUGACUCUGGAACGCCCCAGCCGGACGCUGACGGGCAGACCUCCGAUGGAGGGGCGAGUGUGCGCCCGAGCAGUCAGGCGGAGGGUGGUGCGUCCGAGGCAGAACCGCCGGAGAAGUGUGAGGUCCACGAGGAGACUUCAGGGGAGCAGGCUGCUGCCCCUGCGGCCGCGGCUGUGACGGGAGAGCAGCCAGGCCUGGAAGAGGGAGCCGGCGUCGCUGUCGGCCAGCCAGAUGCGACCGUAGUGCCUGAGCUCGCUGACAAGGCAGAGGAGCUCGUGCGCCAGGCCGACGUGGGUGAACAGGGAGCUCUGAGCAAGGAGGCAGAUGUGGAGGCUCGGGCGCCAGAUGCCGUUGACGUCCUGGAAGAGCGGCCCCAAACAGCCGCAGCUGAGGCCUGCAGUGUGCCGCCCGAAGACGGGGAAGGUGCCCCUGAAGCGGAUGCCGCCCCAGCAGAGCCGAAAGAGCCGGUGGCAGGCGGGGAAGCAGCCCCAGAGGGCAGUGCGCCGAAGAGUGGCUCAGGCCGGGAGCAUGGGCUGGCCAGCGCCCCCGGGGAUGCCGGCAGCGCCAAGCCCCUCUUUGAAAUCCCAAGCCUUCCGGCGUUGCCAAAGUUCAGCUUCGUGCCUUCCUCAGAGAGUGGGAAGCCGCUCGGCUCCUUCUUCUCCUCGUUGCCACGGCCGCCUUUGGCGAGCAAGGCUGCAGCCGAGCCCGGCCUCGUGUCCGGCUUCAACAAGUUCUCCUCGACACUGUUUGGCGGGGGAGGCAGCGAGAGGGCCGGCAGAGCGGAGAGCGCCCCAGGGGCCGUGUUCGGGCGGAAGCUGGACUUCUCAUUUCCAUGGCAGAAGGACACCAAGGAGGAGGGUGCCAAGAAGGAACUGGACGCACCGCCGGCAACUUCCUCUGGACAUGCCGGGCCAUCGGAGGCUCUGUCCAGACCCGAUUCCAAGCCACCAGAGGCUGCGUCCGGAGCUGAGGAGCAGGUACCGGAGGUGGCCGAGGGCGAGUGCAGGACCGUCUCGGCUGAUCAGCCUGCCGGCCACGCUGCGGAGGCAGGGCAGUCCUCCGAGCGGCCUGGCCACGACAGCGAGGAGGGCCCCGAUGGCCCUGCGCCCGCCAUCUCCGUCGAGCCUGGCAGGGAGCUGGAGGAGGGCACCUCCGAGGCAUCGGAAGGCGAGCCUGGCGCGGCUUGCAGUGGCCCCCCUGCCCCCCCUGUGGAAGAACCGGGAGCAGGGGUAGCCCCAACCCAGGAGGAGCAUGCCCCUUGCGCAGAAGCGGAAGCGUCUGCUCCGGAGCCGCGGCCCGAGGAGAGGAGCAGCACAGAGCGCCCCGAGAGAAAAAGGCCAGUAGCCGCACGGCAUAAUAAACGGGCUGCCUUCCUGCCGUUUAUUAUGCGGGUGCCGGAGCAGCUGGUGGCCGGCUCCUCCGUGGCGCGUAGCAUCCGUAGCACCUGCAGCCAGGACAGCUCUCAGCUGAGCGAGCCGGACCACAACCGCGACCACGGGAGCGUGCCUGACUCCGAGCACGAGGAUGAGCUCCCGGAAGCCCUUUCCGCGGCUCCUCUCGAGAGGGAGGGCCGGGGGUCCUCUGGUGGACCACCGCACGACUCCAGGGCGGAGCGGACGCCCGGCAGAGCAGAGGCGGCGCCCCCGGCCGAGCGGGAGGAGGAGGAGGAGGAGGAGCAGGCCCCGUCGCUGCCGCCUGCAGUGGCCGAGGGGCCCGGCCCCGUGGCCGUGGGGCCGGCAGACAGGCACCCCGAGGACAGUGAGCCACUGCCGCUGCUCCCUGCGAGGACCCGCUGGAUCCAGGCCAUCAGCAAAGUGCGGCUGCGCCUGCAGGAGGGGCAGGACGAUGGCGAUCCGGCAAAGUCACCGUGGCUCAAAGGGGGGCCGGCGGGCGGCCUCUACGGCAUCGACAGCAUGCCCGACCUGCGCAAGAAGAAGCCCGUCCCGCUCGUCAGCGACUUGUCACUGGUCCAGUCCCGCAAAGCUGGAAUCACCUCGGCGAUGGCCACCCGGACCUCUCUCAAGGACGAGGAACUGAAGUCGCACGUGUACCGGAAGACGCUGCAGGCGCUGAUCUACCCCAUCUCCUGCACCACGCCCCACAACUUCGAGGUGUGGACGGCCACCACCCCCACCUACUGCUACGAGUGCGAGGGGCUGCUGUGGGGCAUCGCGCGGCAGGGCAUGCGCUGCGCCGAGUGUGGCGUCAAGUGUCACGAGAAGUGCCAGGACCUGCUGAACGCCGACUGCCUGCAGAGAGCGGCGGAGAAGAGCUCCAAGCACGGGGCCGAGGACCGCACGCAGAGCCUCAUCAUGGCCAUGAAGGACCGCAUGAAGAUCCGCGAGAGGAACAAGCCGGAGAUCUUCGACCUGAUCCAGGAGGUCUUCAGCGAGAGCAAGACGAGCCACUUGCAGCAGAUGAAGACGGUGAAGCAGAGCGUCCUGGACGGGACGUCCAAGUGGUCGGCCAAGAUCACCAUCACAGUGCUGUGCGCUCAGGGCCUGCAGGCCAAGGACAAAACGGGCUCCAGCGACCCCUACGUGACUGUCCAGGUGGGCAAGACAAAGAAGCGGACAAAAACCAUCUUUGGGAAUCUGAAUCCCGUCUGGGAGGAGAAGUUCCACUUCGAGUGCCACAACUCCUCGGACCGCAUCAAGGUGCGCGUCUGGGACGAGGACGACGACAUCAAGUCCCGCGUCAAGCAGAGGCUGAAGCGCGAGUCCGAUGACUUCCUGGGGCAAACCAUCAUCGAGGUGCGGACGCUGAGCGGCGAGAUGGACGUCUGGUACAACCUGGAGAAAAGGACCGACAAGUCGGCCGUGUCGGGCGCCAUCCGCCUGCAGAUCAGCGUGGAGAUCAAAGGGGAGGAGAAGGUGGCCCCCUACCACGUCCAGUACACCUGCCUGCACGAGAACGUUUUCCACCACCUGACGGACGUUCAGGGGAACGGGGUGGUGAAGAUCCCAGACGCCAAAGGGGACGAUGCCUGGAAGGUGUACUUUGACGAGACGGGCCAGGAGAUUGUGGAUGAGUUUGCCAUGCGCUACGGGAUCGAGUCCAUCUACCAGGCCAUGACGCACUUUGCGUGUCUCUCCUCCAAGUACAUGUGCCCCGGCGUGCCGGCCGUGAUGAGCACCCUGCUGGCCAACAUCAACGCCUACUUCGCCCACACCACCGCCUCCACCCACGUCUCCGCCUCGGACCGCUUCUCCGCCUCCAACUUUGGGAAAGAGCGGUUCGUUAAACUCCUGGACCAGCUGCACAAUUCUCUCCGAAUUGACCUGUCCAUGUACAGGAACAACUUCCCAGCCAGCAGCCGGGAGCGCCUGCAGGACCUGAAAUCCACGGUGGACCUGCUGACCAGCAUCACCUUCUUCCGGAUGAAGGUGCAGGAGCUGCAGAGCCCCCCCCGGGCCAGCCAGGUGGUGAAGGACUGCGUCAAGGCCUGCCUCAACUCGACCUACGAGUACAUCUUCAACAAUUGCCAGGAGCUGUACAGUCGCGAAUACCAGGCAGACCCCAACAAGGCGCCGGAAGUGGCCCCGGAGGAGCAGGGCCCCAGCAUCAAGAACCUGGACUUCUGGCCCAAGCUCAUCACCCUGAUCGUCUCCAUCGUCGAGGAGGACAAGAACUCCUACGCCCCCGUCCUGAACCAGUUUCCUCAGGAACUCGCGGUCGGGAAGGUCAGCGCCGAAGUCAUGUGGAACCUCUUUGCUCAGGACAUGAAGUACGCCAUGGAAGAGCACGAGAAGCACCGGCUGUGCAAGAGCGCCGACUACAUGAACCUGCACUUCAAGGUGAAGUGGCUGUACAACGAGUACGUCUGCGGCCUGCCAGCCUUCAAGGGGACGGUGCCCGAGUACCCCGCCUGGUUCGAGCAGUUCGUGAUGCAGUGGCUGGAUGAGAACGAGGCCGUGUCCCUGGAGUUCCUGCACGGCGCCCUGCAGAGGGACAAGAAGGACGGGUUCCAGCAGACCUCUGAGCACGCGCUCUUUUCCUGCUCGGUGGUGGACGUCUUCACCCAGCUCAACCAGAGCUUUGAGAUCAUCAAGAAGCUGGAGUGCCCCGACCCGGCCAUCGUGGCCUGCUACAUGCGGCGCUUUGCCAAGACCAUCGGGAAGGUGCUGAUGCGGUACGCCGACAUCGUCUGCCGGGACUUCCAGGCCUCCUGCGCCAAGGAGAAGGUGCCCUGCAUCCUGAUGAACAACAUCCAGCAGCUCAGGGUGCAGCUGGAGAAGAUGUUCGAGGCCAUGGGUGCAAAGGAGUUGGACGCCGAGGCCAGCGACGCCCUCAAGGAGCUGCAGGUGAAGCUCAACAGCGUCCUGGACGAGCUCAGCGCCAUGUUUGGGGACAGCUUCCAGGCCCGGAUCGAGGAGUGUGUCCGGCAGAUGUCCGACAUCCUGUGCCAGGUGAAAGGGGCGGGAAACGCCCCCCCGAACGCCGUGGCGCAAGACGCGGACAACGUCCUCCGGCCCCUGAUGGACUUCCUGGACGGCAACCUGACGCUCUUCGCCGACGUGUGUGAGAAGACGGUGCUCAAGCGGGUGCUGAAGGACCUCUGGCGGGUGGUCAUGAACUCGCUGGAGCGGAUCAUCGUGCUGCCACCCCUCUCGGACCAUACGGGGACCCAGCUGAUUUUCAGUGCCGCCAAAGAACUGGGACAUUUAUCCAAGCUGAAGGACCACAUGGUCCGGGAGGAGACGCGGAGCCUCACCCCGAAGCAGUGCGCCGUGCUGGAGCUGUCGCUGGACACGAUCAAGCAAUACUUCCACGCUGGCGGAAACGGCCUGAAGAAGGCCUUCCUGGAGAAGAGUGCGGACCUGCAGUCGCUGCGCUACGCCCUGUCCCUCUACACGCAGACCACCGACACGCUCAUCAAGACCUUCGUGCAGACGCAGACGGCGCAAGGCUCAGGUGUGGACGACCCCGUGGGCGAAGUGUCCGUUCAGAUCGACCUCUACACGCACCCGGGCACCGGGGAGCACAAGGUCACCGUGAAAGUGGUGGCCGCCAACGACCUGAAGUGGCAGACCUCGGGCAUGUUCCGGCCCUUCGCGGAGGUGACCAUGAUCGGCCCGCACCAGAGCGACAAGAGGCGCCGCUUCGCCACCAAGUCCAAGAGCAACACCUGGGCGCCCAAGUACAACGAGACCUUCCACUUCAUCCUGGGCAACGAGGACGGGCCCGACGCCUACGAGCUGCAGCUGUGCGUGAAGGACUACUGCUUCGCCCGCGAGGACCGCGUGCUGGGCAUCGCCGUGGUGCAGCUCCGGGACGUGGCCGACAAGGGUAGCUGCGCCUGCUGGUGCCCCCUGGGGCGCCGGGUGCACAUGGACGAGACGGGGCUCACCAUCCUGCGCAUCCUCUCGCAGCGGGCCAACGACGAGGUGGCCAAGGAGUUCGUCCGACUCAAGUCCGAGUCCCGCGCGGCGGAGGAGGGGAGCUGAGCCCACCCGUCCCCCGCGCAUUGCGCCGCUCGUGCCAAUCCACGCACCACGCGCCCCCACGGCGCGCCCUCCUGCCUCCCGGGAGGAGCGCCCCCGGAGGCUGGGGGGCCCUGCAGGCCGUGGGGCUUGGCGGGGGAAGGCAGAGCCUCUGGGCGAGGCGGCGAGACCGCCGUGGGUCCCACGCCUACGCUGGGGUGGUCCCCGGGAGCUGGUGGGGUGCAGCUGGAGGUGUGGCCCUCGGGGAGGCUGGCAGCUCGCCUGAGCCCAGCUCAGCCCUCCAGGCCGGGGGCUGAGGGCGGGCCGGGGCCGGGGGUGCCUUGUCUCUGAUCCUGGCCCUUGGGGCCCCCGCUUGGCUCCCGCCCGUGGUGGGGGAGGGCAGGGCAGGGCAGGGCAGGGUGCCUGUUUGCGACCCAGAGCGUUGGUGGCCUGGGGCCGGCAGCAGCCUGCGGUCAGCCCGCUCGCCCAGAACUUGGCCACGGCUGGGCCGCCCGGCUCCACAGUUUGCGGCACGGCUCUGGGUGCCCUCAGGGCUGGCCUGCCGGAGCUUUGCCACCCCCACCGAGCAGGCGGGCCCCGGCCCACGAAUCCCCGUGGCCACCCCGGCACGGCCCUCCUGCGGGCCCUUUCUGGUGCCACACCAUCGUUGCCCUGGUGGGAGCGUCUCUUCUCCUCUGUGCUGCUCCCCCACUCCCCGCCCCCCCCAGCGUCGCUACUGGGCACACGGCGAGGAGGGUGGCCCCCGGAAACGACUUGCACUAGGCUGCAGGAGCCCCCGCCCGGCCGCCCAUGCCGAUCCUCGGCUGCUGGGUGGGUCGGCCCGGUCCAGUCCUCGCACAGCCCGUCCCGCCGCCGUCCCGGUGACGACCCGUUUUUCUACUCUCCUCCUGGCACCCGCGUGGCCACGAGUGCGGUGCCGCCUCGCCAUUCUUCCGCCUGCCCUCGGACUCCCCGUAGCGGCUGUCAGCGGACGUGACCUUGAAGUGGUCUCCAGAUCACGCAGAGCUUUAGCGACCCCUUUCCUCCUCGCUGUUCAAUGUGCCACCACUGCGGACGCGGCCUGUGUAGCCUCCAAUAAAGGGUCUCCCAGCAGCA
Messenger RNA from Varanus komodoensis (Komodo dragon), 16146 nucleotides. RefSeq names its product unc-13 homolog B (gene UNC13B). Gene Ontology annotation, cellular component: plasma membrane; terminal bouton; presynaptic membrane. Gene Ontology annotation, molecular function: phospholipid binding; calmodulin binding; diacylglycerol binding. The transcript is spliced from 47 exons. Gene Ontology annotation, biological process: neuromuscular junction development; synaptic transmission, glutamatergic; synaptic vesicle maturation. The coding region runs from base 1 to 15054 and encodes 5017 amino acids. The record is from RefSeq and is a predicted model, not a curated record. Lineage: Eukaryota; Metazoa; Chordata; Lepidosauria; Squamata; Varanidae.